Molecule: messenger RNA, 1767 nt
Organism: Lobosporangium transversale
Lineage: Eukaryota; Fungi; Mortierellomycota; Mortierellomycetes; Mortierellales; Mortierellaceae
Product: P-loop containing nucleoside triphosphate hydrolase protein
Exons: 8
Coding region: 239-1552 (437 amino acids)
Biological process (GO): endosomal transport; vacuole organization
Molecular function (GO): ATP hydrolysis activity; ATP binding
Source: RefSeq, a predicted model, not a curated record
UGACCCUGCACAUUCAUUUACCCAUUCUUUUCUAAACAGCCCACACAACCUCCGUUUUCUUUCAUUUAUCGCUUAACCUGACUGACUAACCGACUGACAAGUAAGAGGGAGAAGUAUACAGAUUCAGGACAACAAAAAGGAAGGAUUCCUUUGAUAAUUACUUUUUACAACUUCAAUCUUACGACUACACCACUACAUCAACAACACCUUCAGUCAUUAGUGCUUGUCGUGUGUCGCCAUGGCUGACUUCCUUGCUCGUGCUGUCGAAACUGUGAAGCGGGCUACUGAAGAGGACACAAAGGGCCAUCUUGAGGAGGCUCUACCAUUGUAUCAGACAGCGCUUGAAUACUUUUUGACUGCCCUUAAAUAUGAGAAGAAUGAACGUGUGCGUGAUACAGUCAGGAAAAAGGUUAUCGAGUAUAUGGCAAGGGCUGAAAGUAUCAAAGAGCACUUGGCGAAACUGGAAGAGAAACCCAAAAAGAAGGCCAUGGCUAAUUCAUCCAAUGGUCAGGGCUCAAAAAAAAAGGAUAGCGAUGAUGACGAUGAUGAGGAUGCAGAUACCAAGAAGCUCAAAGGAGCGUUGACCUCUUCCAUUCUGACAGAGAAGCCCAACGUCAAGUGGUCAGAUGUCGCUGGUCUGGACGCUGCAAAAGAGUCUCUUAAGGAAGCCGUCAUUCUUCCUAUCAAGUUCCCGCAUCUUUUUACUGGAAACCGCACGCCAUGGAAGGGUAUCUUAUUGUAUGGACCACCAGGUACUGGUAAAUCAUACUUGGCCAAGGCUGUCGCAACAGAAGCCAAUUCAACUUUCUUCUCUAUUUCCUCCUCGGACUUGGUCUCCAAGUGGAUGGGAGAGUCUGAAAGGUUGGUCAAGCAGUUGUUUCGAAUGGCAAGACAGAAUAAGCCUGCAAUUAUCUUUAUUGAUGAAGUUGACUCUUUAUGUGGAUCACGAGGAGAAGGAGACUCGGAGGCAUCUCGUCGUGUCAAGACAGAGUUCCUAGUGCAGAUGAAUGGUGUAGGUAAUGAUAUGGAGGGUGUUUUGAUUCUUGGUGCCACCAACAUCCCAUGGCAAUUAGACUCUGCUAUCCGUCGCAGGUUUGAAAAGAGAAUUUAUAUCCCAUUACCUGAUGCACAUGCAAGGGCAAAGAUGUUUGAACUCAAUGUUGGCAAGACACCAUGUCUUCUGACAGCACAGGAUUUUCAACAUUUGGGACAAAUCACUGAAGGGUAUUCUGGGUCAGAUAUUGCAAUUGCAGUACGCGAUGCAUUGAUGAUGCCAAUCCGUAAAGUACAGAUCAGCACCCAUUUCAAAUGGGUGGACGCACCGUCGCGUGCAGAUCCUUCUAGGAUGACCAAGCACCUAACACCGUGUUCACCAGGCGAUCCAAAUGCAAUAGAGAUGAGCUGGGAAGAUGUGGAGGGUGAUCAAUUGCUGGAACCAACCUUGGGCAUCCAAGACUUUUUGAAAGCCGUUAAAUCCGUGCGCCCAACAGUCAGUGCAGAUGAUGUGGUGGAGCAUACCAAGUUCACACUAGAGUUUGGAAGUGAAGGCUAAACAUUCAUGUUGAAUCAGACGACGCAGACAUUCAUACAGAACCAUCAGGGAUUGUACAUCUUUUUUUAUUAGAAGACAGAGAGGGUACAUGAAUGUGAUAUACAAUACUCUCUUGCACUCUCUUUCUCCUUCUCCAUCUUUUGCCCCUAUACAUACACACCACGGUAGACCUAAUAAAAACAGAGUGCUUCUGUUGAUGGCUCUUUGUAUAUAUC